CACCAUCCUACACUACACUGUCUCUCUCUCCAAAGUCGAGGUGUGUACUGCAGUAUUGCCCUCCAGCUUUUUCCUCUCGCUCCCCAUCUCCUUCCCUCUAAUGAUAGCUUAGAGAGAGAAGGAGAAAAGGCUAUUCCGCUCAAGGCAAGGCAGGCAGGAGCUAGCUCGGGGACAGCGUCGCCGGGAGAGCUCGAUCGCUGCACCACUACAUCACUAGAGAUAGCCCAUGGAGGAGAUCGGCCACCACUUCGGGCUGGGAGCCACCGCCCACGGCCAGCACCACAGCCAGCUCCCAUGGGGCUCUUCGCCGCUCAGCGCCGUCAUCGCGCCGCCCCCACAGCAACAGCAGCAGCAGCAGCAGUCCGCCGGCUAUCUGGCGCACAGCCCCCUCUCCCUGAACACGGCGCCGCCCAGUGGAAGCCACGGCGGCGGCAGCGGGUGUAGCAACCCGGUGCUGCAGCUGGCCAACGGCAGCCUCCUGGAGGCGUGCGCCAAGGCGGCCAAGGAGCCGUCGUCGUCGUCCUACGCCGCCGACGUCGAGGCCAUCAAGGCCAAGAUCAUCUCCCACCCCCACUACUCCUCCCUCCUCGCCGCCUACCUCGACUGCCAGAAGGUGGGGGCGCCGCCGGAGGUGUUGGCGAGAUUGACGGCGGUGGCGCAGGACCUGGAGCUGCGACAGCGCACGGCGCUCGGCAGCCUCGGCACCGCGACGGAGCCGGAGCUGGACCAGUUCAUGGAGGCGUACCAUGAGAUGCUGGUGAAGUACCGGGAGGAGCUGACGAGGCCGCUGCAGGAGGCCAUGGAGUUCCUGAGGAGGGUGGAGACGCAACUCAACUCCCUCUCCAUCUCCGGCAGAUCGCUGCGCAAUAUCCUUUCCUCCGGCUCAUCUGAGGAAGAUCAAGAAGGUAGCGGAGGAGAGACAGAGCUUCCUGAGAUUGAUGCCCACGGCGUGGACCAGGAGCUGAAGCACCAUCUCCUGAAGAAGUACAGUGGGUACCUGAGCUCCCUCAAGCAAGAGCUGUCAAAGAAGAAGAAGAAAGGAAAGCUCCCGAAGGAUGCUCGCCAGCAGCUCCUCAGCUGGUGGGAGAUGCACUACAAAUGGCCUUAUCCCUCGGAGAGCCAGAAGGUGGCGCUGGCCGAGUCGACGGGCCUGGACCUGAAGCAGAUCAACAACUGGUUCAUCAACCAGAGGAAGCGCCACUGGAAGCCGUCGGACGAGAUGCAGUUCGUCAUGAUGGACGCGUACCACCCCCCUAACGCCGCCUUCUACAUGGACGGCCACUUCGUCAACGACAGCGGGCUCUACAGGUUCGGCUAGCUCGGCCAGGCCUCGUCUCUUGCCGGUCACCUUGGUCGGCGCCAAUGGCGGCGACUGAGUGCCUUAUGCUGAAGCACUUGGGGACCGACGACCGAAGCUAGUUAAGUUAGCGUUUGUGUGCCGCAUGCGAGCUGGAAGGAGGCCGCAUGCGAGCUGGAAGGAGGCCGCAUGCUUAUUUUGUUUAUCAUCACUACUUAUACCUACCUACCUAUCAUUUAUGCAUGGACUCGAUCGCUUUUGUGUGGUUUUGUAGCGAUUGACGCGACCAUAUGGACAACCGCCUGUUUGCUGCGACAUGCCUUGCUACGUGCAUGCUUGAAUAAUUUGCCUUCUCUCCA
Molecule: messenger RNA, 1656 nt
Organism: Triticum aestivum (bread wheat)
Lineage: Eukaryota; Viridiplantae; Streptophyta; Magnoliopsida; Poales; Poaceae
Product: homeobox protein KNOX3
Exons: 6
Coding region: 227-1318 (363 amino acids)
Biological process (GO): regulation of DNA-templated transcription
Cellular component (GO): nucleus
Molecular function (GO): DNA-binding transcription factor activity, RNA polymerase II-specific; DNA binding
Source: RefSeq, a predicted model, not a curated record